CCCACCAAGAUUAUUUUGGUUCUCACAAUUAUUGGUUUUUGUUAUCUUUUGUUGUUGAGCAGGUAUGUAAAGCGUGCACUGUAUCUUUUACAUCUUACUUGUGGCCCAUCUCAUCCAAACACUGCGGCUACCUACAUCAAUGUUGCUAUGAUGGAGGAAGGCCUUGGAAAUGUGCAUGUUGCCCUUAGAUAUCUUCACAAAGCUUUGAAGUGUAACAAAAAAUUAUUGGGGCCAGAUCACAUUCAGACUGCAGCAAGUUACCAUGCAAUAGCAAUUGCACUCUCAUUGAUGGAAGCAUACCCCUUAAGUGUUCAGCAUGAGCAGACAACCUUGCAAAUUCUCCGUGCUAAGCUGGGGCCAGAUGAUCUGCGUACUCAGGAUGCUGCUACCUGGCUCGAGUACUUUGAGUCUAAGGCUUUUGAACAGCAAGAAGCUGCCCGAAAUGGAACCCGUAAGCCUGAUGCAUCCAUUGCUAGCAAAGGCCACUUAAGUGUGUCAGAUUUGCUUGAUUACAUCAAUCCUAAUCAAGAUGCCAAAGGAAGAGAUGUUGAUGCAGUAAAGAGGAAAAGCCUUAGUACAAAGGUUAAGGAAUUAUCCACCCAAAAUUUCAGCUUAGCAAGUUCUGAAGUAUCUAUAAAAGAUUCACCUGCAGCAACUUCAGAUGAGGAAAAACAGGUCCCUGGUCCUAGAAAUAAUGAAAAAGAGAUCCAGGAAAGUAUUCCACCAAUUCAGUCUGAGCUGACUGUGGUGGAAGAAGUUGCAGAAGAGAAGCUGAAGAACGUAAAUGAAGUACCAACAGAAGUGAAUGCUGAAGGAGAAGAUGGAUGGCAACCUGUCCAAAGGCCACGAUCAUCUGGCUCAAACAGUCAGUUAAGACAGAGGAGAACAAAUGUUAGCAGGGUAUAUAAUUAUCAGAAAAUGGAUGUAGUUGCUGAAACAGAUCAGUUUAGAGCGAAGAAUACUUAUCAUAACAGCAGGUAUUAUUUACUAAAGAAAAGAACCAUUAUUCCUGGGAGCUACAUAGAUCAUCACCCUGCAAAAAGCAACUCUCCAGCUGCUAAAUUUGGUCGGAAAAUAGUCAAAGCUGUAACAUACAGGGUUAAAUCAGUGCCUUCAUCUACCAAAGCUGAAAUAACAGAUAAUUCUAUGAAUGGAGAUGAAGUAUCCAAUCCUCUACUUGAACCUGGAACCUCUUCUGCACCAAAUGAAGUUACAUCAGUCCAACAGAGCAAUUCAGUAGUUAAUCUUGGAAAGCCUCCUUCUUACAAGGAAGUAGCACUUGCCCGGCCAGGCACCAUUGCCAAGAUGCAGGUCAUGAAGUCCCAAGGUGACCUUCCAGGUGAUGAUGUGCUGAAUAUUGGAAAACAUAAAGAGGAAGAAAAUGAACCAAAGGAAAAGAUACCCAUGACAUUGGAGGUAGAAAGCACCAUGGAAGAGAAGACAGAUAGUUGCAUUGCAGAUUCUGUGGUCGACUUAAAUGAUGAAAUUGAAAUUGUUGGGAGGCAAGAAGAGACAAAACAAAAGGAUGAAUUGGGACAUAACACUUCCGAGAAUGUAUCUUCGGUUAUGGAAGUGGAUGCAUCAGACAUCAUUGAGGAACGUGGAUUGGUACAUGAAAGCAACCACACCGUUAAUAGUGUAAGUUCCAGCAACGAGAGCAUCCAAACUGAUAACAGUGCAAGUUCCAGCAAUAUCUGCAUCCAAACUGAUGAUAGUGCAAGUUCCAGCAAUGCGCUAAAGGAAGAUAUUUGCGUAGAGGCUACAUCUAGCAUUGUUGAGCCUGGGGAUAUUUCUAGCUCUACAAUGCAAGGAGAGGAUCUUAAGGGGAAACUCUCAGCUACAAAUACUGGUGAUGUUCAAGAUAUCCCCAACAAGAAGUUGUCUGCCUCAGCAGCUCCAUUCAACCCUUCUCCAGCUGUUGUCUGUGGACCACCGGUCUCGAUGAACAUUAAUCUUCCCUCUGUUGUUGGUGCUGUUCCAGCUGUUGCUCCUUGGCCAGUGAACGUGACUAUUCACCCUGGGCCCCCCACUGUCCUCCCUACAGGGGCUCCCAUGUGCUUGUCCCCUCACCACCCAUACCCAUCACCUCCUCGAACCCCAAACCUUAUACACCGUGUGCCAUUUAUAUACCCUCCGUAUACUCAGCCACAAGCUAUUCCAACCAGCACCUAUCCCAUGACUAGCAGUCCAUUUCAUCAUAAUCACAUUACAUGGCAAUGCAACAUGAACCCAAAUGCAUCAGAAUUUGUUCCUGGCACUGUGUGGCCUGGUUGCCAUCCAAUGGAGUUUUCUGUCUUGCCACCUGUUGUUGAGCCAAUUGCUGACCCUGUCAUGGAGCCAAAAAUGCAAACCAAUCAUCUUGAGGGAAUGAGUUUAGUUUCAACUAUGCCAGUUGAGAACAGGGAUGGGGGUGAAGCCAACAAAAACAUUGGUGAUCUAGCAUCUGAGGUCGAAGAUAGUGGGAGCACAGUAUCUGAAAUUGGAUUGGAAAAUAUGGAAGAAAAUGAAGAAUCAAAAUCUGGUAGAAAUGAAACAGCUAAAAGUCAACCGAGCAAUAGUAGCAAUCUAAAUGAAGAGUCUGGAGGCAGUGGUGAGAAGCAUGUGUCAAGACACAGUCAAAGGAUUGAUGGAGAGGGAAGCUUUGGCAUUUUGAUUAGGGGUCGAAGAAACCGAAAACAGACUCUGCGAAUGCCUAUAAGUUUGCUCAAUAGGCCAUAUGGAUCACAAUCCUUCAAAGUUAUUUAUAACAGAGUAGUCAGAGGGAGUGAAGUUCCCAAAUCUAGUGGCAUAUCCUCUAGUGAAGGUUAACACUAGAAAGUGAACUCCUAUAUUAUACUCAGUAGACUGGAGUACUUUUUUUUUCUUUCAGGUUUAAUCCUCACAUGAUGUAGUACCAUUUUGCCUGAUUUGACCAA
Molecule: messenger RNA, 2915 nt
Organism: Telopea speciosissima
Lineage: Eukaryota; Viridiplantae; Streptophyta; Magnoliopsida; Proteales; Proteaceae
Product: protein TSS-like
Exons: 5
Biological process (GO): organelle organization
Cellular component (GO): cytoplasm
Molecular function (GO): protein binding
Source: RefSeq, a predicted model, not a curated record